This is a messenger RNA of Cotesia glomerata, 402 nucleotides long. RefSeq names its product zinc finger protein 214-like. The coding region runs from base 1 to 402 and encodes 133 amino acids. The record is from RefSeq and is a predicted model, not a curated record. NCBI's taxonomy places the organism in Eukaryota, Metazoa, Arthropoda, Insecta, Hymenoptera, Braconidae. The transcript has 2 exons.
AUGUCUAACUUACACCGACACCAGAAGUCUCACUGCGGACAGAAAAAAAACACCGUCGAGUGCGACCGAUCUUUGAAAAUAGAGCGCGUAUGGAGCUGGUGCGUAAAAAGCGAAGUUUCGAGCAACCCAGAAGAAGAAAACUCGACAAAUCCCGACUUGGAGUCCGCAGAGCCGCAAAAAGCUGUCCCACGGGUUAACAAACCCAACACUACCUUCGUCUGCGCUUCCUGCGGAAGAAAAUACGCCCGUAAAAGCUCCCUCAGGCGCCACAAGAAGAAAUGCGUUGUAGAGCCGACUCUUCAGUGCAUUAUUUGUGAAGAAAAGUUCUACAAGAAUUAUCAGCUUGAGCUUCACAUGAAACAAUGCCUUAAACGUAUACAAACGCGCACUGAUAAUUUAUAA